CUUUCUCCUUCUCUUCACAGAAAAGAAAAAAGGAGUGUUGUUUGUUUAAUUAAUUGGUUCGAAUCCAUGGCCACCACUUGCCUCGAUAUUGCACCUGAACAACUUUGCUACAUCCCUUGCAAUUUUUGCAAUAUUGUUCUUGCGGUGAGUGUUCCAUGCAGUAGUUUGUUUGACAUUGUGACAGUCCGAUGUGGGCACUGCACAAAUUUGUGGUCCGUUAAUAUGGCUGCUGCAUUUCACUCUCUUUCUUGGCAAGAUGUUCAGGUUCCAAGUUACAACUUAUACGGUUGUAAUGGAGCUGAUUUUCAAGGAGAUUUUGGAUCAUCAUCCAAAUGUAACAACAAUGUUAAUAAGAUGGAAAUUCGAGUACCCACUACAAUUCCAGCAGAGGAGAGGGUUGUGAAUCGACCUCCCGAGAAAAGGCAGAGAGUACCUUCUGCAUAUAAUCAGUUCAUAAAAGAGGAAAUCCAAAGGAUC
Molecule: messenger RNA, 477 nt
Organism: Cucumis sativus (cucumber)
Lineage: Eukaryota; Viridiplantae; Streptophyta; Magnoliopsida; Cucurbitales; Cucurbitaceae
Product: axial regulator YABBY 5-like
Exons: 5
Biological process (GO): abaxial cell fate specification; multicellular organism development; cell fate commitment
Cellular component (GO): nucleus
Source: RefSeq, a predicted model, not a curated record